This is a messenger RNA of Sporisorium graminicola, 774 nucleotides long. RefSeq lists its product as uncharacterized. Gene Ontology annotation, cellular component: nuclear pre-replicative complex. Gene Ontology annotation, molecular function: protein binding. The coding region runs from base 1 to 774 and encodes 257 amino acids. Gene Ontology annotation, biological process: rRNA processing; DNA-templated DNA replication. The transcript is spliced from 2 exons. Lineage: Eukaryota; Fungi; Basidiomycota; Ustilaginomycetes; Ustilaginales; Ustilaginaceae. The record is from RefSeq and is a predicted model, not a curated record.
AUGGCGUCCACCUCUUCAGCGGCGUCGCUAUUUGCGACAGAGUGCCUUCUCUACUCUACGGCCUCCUCGUCGUCCUUGGUCGGCUCCAUGGGACUUACCACAGUCGCCGCUCCUUCUUCUACUUCGGCCCUGUUUACCUUUAAGGGCGUCUCGGACCCAGCUUUCCACUCUGUCAGCGCCAUCCCUACCUCGCCAAACCCUGCCAUCUCCGGCACCGGCGGUCUCGUCUUUCAGCUCGAGAACAAUAAGGCAACACUCAACGUCUUCUCGUGGCAAAGAGAUCAUCCUUUGCAACGCAUCAUCCUUCCCUCAAAACUUUCCUGCAUCGCAUGCUCUCCCAAUGGCGAGCUCGUAGCUGGUGGCUCCUUCGAUGGCCGCAUCUUUCUCUGGCAGAUUGCUACCGGUGACCUCCUUGCCUCGUUCGAUGCCCACUACCGUUCAGUAACCGUCCUCAAGUGGACGAGCGACGGUGCAGGGUUAAUAACAGGCUCCGAGGAUGCAAGAAUUCUUGUGUGGAGUCUCGCAGGUCUGCUGGCUCCUCACGACCAGACCAGCUCUUCCAUUACCAGCUCCGAACACAAUCCGACUCCUUACUGCACCCUCGCCGAUCAUAACCUUGCUAUCACCGACUUGCACAUCUCCAGCGGUCGCUUUCCGCACCAGAUCACCAUCCUCUCGAGCUCCAGCGAUGCAAGCGCCAAGCUGUGGGAUCUUCGUACGCGAAGUCUGUUGAGCACCUUUGUCUUUGAACAGCCUAUUCACAGAGCUGGUUGA